This is a messenger RNA of Cinclus cinclus, 663 nucleotides long. Its product is annotated as ribosyldihydronicotinamide dehydrogenase [quinone]-like. The record is from RefSeq and is a predicted model, not a curated record. Gene Ontology annotation, cellular component: cytosol. Lineage: Eukaryota; Metazoa; Chordata; Aves; Passeriformes; Cinclidae. Gene Ontology annotation, molecular function: NAD(P)H dehydrogenase (quinone) activity.
AUGCACAUCAAGAGCCCAAGUCUCAAUGGAUCGUUGUUGAAGAUUGCUGUGGAAGAACUGACCAAGCAGGGCUGCAAUGUCACCGUGUCAGAUUUAUACGCCAUGCAGUUUGAACCCAGAGCAACAAGAAAUGACAUUGUUGGUCGCCUGCACAACUCAGAAGCAUUCAAUUAUGGUGUGGAAACCUGGGAAGCUUACAAGAGAGGAGGUUUGUCCAAAGACGUGGUUGAAGAGCAGAAGAAGGUGCAGGAAGCAGACCUGCUGAUUUUCCAGUUUCCCUUGUUUUGGUUCAACAUGCCUGCAAUCCUGAAGGGCUGGAUGGACAGAGUCUUGGUCCAAGGCUUUGCUUACGAUUUGUCAAAGGCUUAUGAUGGUGGUUUGCUCCAGGGCAAACUAUCUCUGUUUUCUUUCACCACGGGAGGAAGCCAAGAGAUGUAUUCAAAAGGGAGUAUCAGUGGUGAUAUUCGCUAUGUCCUGUGGCCCAUGCAGCAUGGAAUCAUGCACUUCUGUGGUGUCAGAGUCCUUGAACCUCACAUCUGUUAUGCUCCAGAGAAUGUCUCUGAGGAGAAGAGGAAGGAGAUGCUGACUGCCUGGACCCAGCGUCUGAAGACCCUUUGGGAGGAAGAACCCAUAGACUGCUCUCCUGAGUGGUAUUUCAAGUAG